Spinacia oleracea (spinach) is the source of this 1368-nucleotide messenger RNA. RefSeq lists its product as uncharacterized. The transcript has 3 exons. Gene Ontology annotation, molecular function: RNA-DNA hybrid ribonuclease activity; nucleic acid binding. Bases 1 to 1368 code for a protein of 455 amino acids. The record is from RefSeq and is a predicted model, not a curated record. Lineage: Eukaryota; Viridiplantae; Streptophyta; Magnoliopsida; Caryophyllales; Amaranthaceae.
AUGGGGGGUCUUGGCAUUAGGUGUUUGUCGGAUUUGAACAAGGCAUAUUUAAUGAAGCAGGUAUGGAGAAUGAAGCAUAAUCCUCAGUUAUUGGUUUCUAAAGUUUAUUCAGCAAAAUGGCCCUUUAAUUUGGAUAUAGGUAGAAAGGUUUCAUUUCAUGGUAAGGUUCUAUCUUGGGGUUUAAGAGGUCUUCGAAGAGCAGAGAAUAGAAUUAUUGAAGGUUGUGCGUGGAAGAUAGGGAAUGGGAGAAGUGUUUCAGCGGGAGGGGAUAAAUGGGUAAAUGGUUGUGUACCCAUUUUUUCUUCAAAUGUUACUCUAGCACAAGCUCGGAAUUGGAAGGUGCGAGAUUUUAUUAAUCAAGGUUCAGGAGGGUGGAAGGAGCCACUUAUUAGACAAUCAUUUUCUUUUGACAGUGUAGUGGCAAUUUCAGCUAUGGAAAAUCCUAAUAUUGAGGAGCAUGAUUUUUUGUUUUGGGCUUCUCAUCCGUCAGGUAAUCUUUCAAUCAAAUCUGCCUAUGCGUUUCUUCAACUUUCACAAGGAUUAGGAGAACCGCGUCAUUCUACGGUCAAAUGGAAAGACUUUUACAAAAUACUAUGGCGUAUUCCUUCUCUUCCAAAGUGGAAAUUCUUUCUGUGGAGGAUUUCUUACGAAGGUUUGGCGGUCAAGGACCAACUAAGUCUAAGAGGUAUUGACAUUUCGUUAAGUUGUGAGGAGUGUGGUGAUCCAUUAGAAUCGAUGGAUCAUUUAUUUCGUUUUUCUCUUUAUAGCAUGGAUGGAAUUAAGAGUACAAGAAUAAUCUUCUUCAUGGUUACUCUGUGGGAAUUAUGGGUAGCUCGUAAUAAUAGGGUUUUUAGGAAUGAGGUUAUGAAUGUUCGGUCUAUUUUAGACAAUAUCUCUUGUUCAAUGGAGUUACAUGUGCGGGUCCAAAGUGGGAACUUGGUUAACCUUGCUUUCCUUCAUCCGCCGGAGUUGACUAACUCCCCUCCUCCGGGUUUUCAUUUGGCAUCUAUUGGUUAUGCUUUUUCCAUAUCUCGUCUUCAUAUAGGAAGGGGGGGUUCUGAUUUUGGUUCUAUAGAUUCCGCUACUCAUGCAGAGGCCUUGGCUUGUAGUGCUUGCCUUUCUUGGGCUUCGGCUAGAGGUUUUUCUAAUAUAGUUAUCUUCACGGAUUAUUUUAAUUUAGUUUCUAUGUUGCAAGGGAAAUCAUUGCAGGAUAUUGGGCUCAAGUGGACGAUUCAACAGCUUGUGAGCAAAGGUGCAAGUUUUCACUCAUGUGUGAUUUACAAGGUUGAUAGGGAGAUAAUUGCAGUUGCUCAUCAGAAAGCUCAGCUUGGCUUGCAUCUAGCAAUUUCUUCUUCGGACGUGUUUUAG